GGGGAGAGGAUGGGAGUGGGUAUAAAGCAGCAGCAAGUCCGGUGAAGAUGUAGACGGGGUUGUUUUUAAGGAUCCCAACCCCGAAACGAAACGAUGCAGGCGCUAUACACUCUUUCCUCCUUGCUGCUGCUGCUGCCGGUAUUUGCAACGCUGGCGGCCGCGAAUUCCCCGCUCCCCGACGACCUGGUACAAGCGUCUCUCGCCUCGCCGUCGGAGCGGGGUCUCGAGCUUGCCAUGGCGAGCCGACCGAUGUGGCACUUCGCGACCAUGCGCCCGCCAUUCUACACUCAGCGGAAGCGCACGUGCUACCCAACGUCGGCGCUCAACUCCACGGGGCAGCAACACGGCACGCAGCCGCAGGCGUGGCCGAACGCGGGCGAUAACUGUGUCGAUCCCGGCCCAUCAGGACAGGGCAGGCCGUUCCCGACAUACUGGAAUGUAAAGCAGUGCACGCACGAUGAGAUACGUGUCAUAUAUAGUCUGUACUCUCAGCAUGAUGGGUUCAGUAAUGUGAUUGUGGCGAAGGGGCAUAUGCACGACUGGGAGCGGAUCGUAGUGAUCUGGAAGCGCGACGCCGGCACCUCAUCCUGGACCCGCGCGAGCGUUCUAAAGAGCAUGCACAGCGGGUACGAAUCGCGGUCAUGGUCUUCGAUCCAAUCCACAUUCGACCACGCCAACCCUGGCGAGAGCGGCGGGAAGAACAAGGACGGCGCGAAGAUCUAUAGCGGGUGGGCGAAGCAUCCGUUCUUCGACACGAAGGAGACCAAAUGGAGGGAUAGUAUCUCCCAGGGCUGCCAGAGAGAGUUCAGGAAUGAUGAGUGGUGGUACAUGCCGCAGUUUGAGGAUAUGGUUUGGGCGGCGAAGGAGAGUCCUGAGGGACAGCGCCUGGCUGGGUUUAGUUGGGGCGCGGCGACCGGAGGGCCCUGGGUCGUUGAGGAGGGGAUCUGUGCGAAGGGGGAGGGCGGGUUCGUUAAGUGCUGAGUGAUGAUCGAGCGCGAGGCUGUGUGUACUUGUAUGAUCAUAUAGUGUAUGUAGUGUAGGACCGGUAAUUAGAUCUAGUAGUUAGUAGUUCCUCAAUGUAAUACAAUCCCAUUCAUCGCCGUAGGCUGUAGCCCUGGG
Tricharina praecox is the source of this 1119-nucleotide messenger RNA. RefSeq lists its product as uncharacterized. The transcript has 3 exons. Lineage: Eukaryota; Fungi; Ascomycota; Pezizomycetes; Pezizales; Pyronemataceae. Bases 94 to 981 code for a protein of 295 amino acids. The record is from RefSeq and is a predicted model, not a curated record.